Messenger RNA from Medioppia subpectinata, 652 nucleotides. Lineage: Eukaryota; Metazoa; Arthropoda; Arachnida; Sarcoptiformes; Oppiidae. The record is from the annotation of a GenBank genome assembly.
AUGAAAGUAUACCGGGAAUGGGUUUGUUCGAUGAUAAUCCCAUUUCACAUCAACGGUGGUCUCAUAAAGCCGUGUCGAUCAUUCUGUGAGCGCGUUGAACAACGAUGUCCUCAUCUCCAUCCAUACGGGAGGGGCCAAUACGCCGGAGAACCCGUCUUUUUAUGCAUAGAUCCAAACAUACCGUUCAACCCAUCGAUAACACCGAUCACACCAUACGGUGACCCGGAUUUAUGUUACGACUCGUGCCAUUUACUCAAUAGUGAACAUAAUUCCCACUCAAACCCUAACUAUAUGUCUAACUCUGAUAGUGAGGACAAUAAGUUCAAAGAGGAACGACUGGAUUGCAAAAGCAAUAGUGAACUCCUCCAUAAGGCAACGAAUACGAGCACAACUGCGGCCACAACUGUCACCUAAUCCAGUGAUCCGGUGAUCCAAUGAUCAGUGAUCAGUGAUCCAGUGCUGCCAAUCACUGAAUGCCAAUAAAUGGACUCAAAAUACGUUUUUUAACAAAUAAUAAUUUUUUGCACAAAAAGAAAUUAAAGAACUUAUUAUCCAUACAAACAGUUUAGUUGUGUUGAAGACAAUACAAAUAUGACAUCAAAUCCACGCAUCAAUUAUUUGAGCAAAAAUAUCGUUUCAGUUCAGUUUAAGC